Molecule: messenger RNA, 501 nt
Organism: Strongylus vulgaris
Lineage: Eukaryota; Metazoa; Nematoda; Chromadorea; Rhabditida; Strongylidae
Source: the annotation of a GenBank genome assembly
GCUGUUUCAACAACAGAACAAUUUGAUCGCUGUUCUAUAGGCGUAUCGCCUGAAGGAGAUCCUGACACAGCAUUCUGUGGGCAAAUGGGUGCCGUGUAUCUGUUUGCUGAUUCUUUAUCGCUGGAACAAGCGAAUUCGUUAUUUUGCCUGGGACCUGGAUAUCAAUCAUAUUUUGUUCAUGACUCGGGAAGUACUCUACCUGACGGCUAUAAGAAGCAUCUAUUUGAUGGUCGACUGAGCAGUGUUCUUGUAAUGGCAUAUUGUCCGAAGAACUGUCAUGGACAACUAUGUCUGAAUUCUCCAUCAAAAGUGCCGUCCACAUAUUUCGUGCAAGUCCCGCAUGCUGUUAUGAAAGAAGGUGUCGAGGUCAUUACAACCCAUUCGAUACACAACUCAUUACGGUCUGUUGGCGGAAUUCAGAUUCUUCUACCGCUUUUUUCCCAGCUUGAUCUUCCAUGUGAGGAUGGAACAGCUAUGGAUGGGGAUAUGUGGUACGUCUGA